CCAAGACCACAGCUAAAACCACCGAUAAAACCACAGCCAAGACCACAGCUAAAACCACAGCUAAAACCACGGCUAAGACCACAGCUAUAAUCACAGCUAAAACCACGGCUAAGACCACAGCUAUAAUCACA
This is a messenger RNA of Scutellospora calospora, 131 nucleotides long. The record is from the annotation of a GenBank genome assembly. Lineage: Eukaryota; Fungi; Glomeromycota; Glomeromycetes; Diversisporales; Gigasporaceae.